This is a messenger RNA of Protopolystoma xenopodis, 3750 nucleotides long. NCBI's taxonomy places the organism in Eukaryota, Metazoa, Platyhelminthes, Monogenea, Polystomatidea, Polystomatidae. The record is from the annotation of a GenBank genome assembly.
AUGCAUGUUUCCGUGGCUCCGUUGUCUGAUGAUCGAUCAGGUGCGCUGAUUUCAUGGCUGCCUCCAGCGACCGGACCUCGCCCAACAAGUCGACAGUCUCGAGCCAACCUCUCAACUGUCCUCAGCUCCCCUCUCCUACCAAGCGUUCCGAUAGGCUACUUGCUUGAGUACCGCCGUCUGUCAUCUGCCCAAGACUGGCAGCAACUGGCCAACCUAGAUGCUUGGCAGACUUCGUAUGAGGCCAAUGAUCUUGUCCCCGGUGAGGCCUAUGAGUUUCGCCUUACCUCCAAGUCGACCGCCGGCCCAGUCUCGAGCUCUUUAGAGCGCCUGUCGUCGACAGCCUCUCUCGGUCUUGCACGCCAGAGCAGCUGGGGCCGAGCUUCCACUUCUAGAUUGCACCGUCAGGAUUCGGCCUCCGUUCUAUCACAGGUUGUCUUCAGCAAGCCGGCGCUAUCGAUGCCAUUCAAGGUGCCGGCCUUCACAAUGCGACCACCUAACUUGUCCGGAGUACUGCGUCUGUGUUCCAGCAAGCGCCCGCUCGCGACACCCGCUGUCGAACUAUCAUGGACUCCUCCUCGCGAGCCACUCUCUGGCUAUAUUAUCGACUUGUACGAUCUUUCCGACACUUCCCAGGGUUGGUGCACUGUGGCACGAGUGUCUGCAAGGGAAUUGGAUGCCCACUUACCGCAGUUUCUUAUCAGUGGCCUGACAUCUGGUCAGUCCUACCGGUUCCGAGUGACAGCUUAUCGAGACGAUUUAAUCGGCCGACCACUCGAGUCCACCUCGACCUUUCGGGUUCCUUUACUUAGCCUUGAGCAACGCUUAGCUGCUGAAGAAGGCACUCAUUACAGCCUUCCACCGCCCUCGGGCCCACUUGAUAUCGUCCGCAUGCCUACCGGUGCUUAUCGCCUCCACUGGCACUCCGCCUCUCUUAGUCGGCCCGACUGGAUGCAUUUACUCGAAGAUACUCUUGAGUACGUCAUUGAGCAACGACUACCUGGCAGGCGAAUGUGGAUGGAGUUGGCAAGAACAAGCAAUCUGACGCAUCUAAUUUGGCUGGAUCAGACCUGCCAACUGCGUAUUCGCACAGGCCUCUCAGAUCGCGGUGUCGACAUACCAGGCCUCCGGUACAACCUGAUUGCAAGCACUGCAGCCCUCAUGUCCGACUGGAUCCGGGUGGACGAACCGACAGACGAGGAGUAUGAUGAGGAGCUACUUGGCCUUAAUCGCGAAACGGAAAGUAUGCACACUGAUAGCCUCGCACCACUCCAGCGCGCCGAAUCUGGAAGCAACAGUCAUCUCUCUAACUUAUUGCCCGACUCCCUUCGCGUGUUACACACUAGUACUAAUUCAGUGCUACUCAGCUGGAAGCCGGUGCCAAAGGCCCAGUCUGACAGGGUGUUGGGCAAUCUUCUUUUGGAAAAACGGCUGAUCGGCACUGGCACUGAUAUCUGGGAGCCUGUAGCCCAGCUGCCAUCCAUGGCCUCUGUGGUGAGCUAUGAGGUGACCGGCCUGCACCCGGGCGUUUCUUACGAUUUCCGUCUGGUCGCCGUCGACAAAUUGGCCAAAGACAAACGCAGUUCACGAGUUCUCUGUCUUCCGGGUCCGGUCACCAUGCUUGGUGUCAUGGAGCCCGGCUUGACUUCAGGCACUUCGAGAGCCGGAUUCCUGCCGCCACCGAGGCGGCUGACUGCCAGAAUACCUGAUCAUACAGAUGGCGAUGAGAUUCACUUUUCUUGGAUCGCCCCUGAACUGAUUGGUUCAGAUCAGAAAGCAGCCACUGCACGACCUCCCUUUGCGCAGCUCCGAUACCGCCUGGAGGCCCGUGCUUCGGAAGCAUCUCAGCUAGACUGGAUCGUGCUGGCCAAAAGCAUCUCGUCCACCACCUAUCAACUCAGGCCGAUUGAUCUUGAGGAGCUGGUGAACACUUCCACAUUGACUGCGGGUCAAGUUAGCUCAGUCAUCCGCUCCGGCCAUGAGGAACCCGGCUCGUCAGGUCGACGUAUUCGACGUACCGUAAGUCUCGAAGAGAUAAGACGGCGGCACUGGUUCUUCCGAGUGAUCGCCAUUUCCGACGGUAUCGAGAGCAUACCGGCCAUGCUUCCGGAGCCGCUAGCUCUGGUUCCGCUACAUCGGCGCAAAGCAAUUCGCUUCCUCCACUUGGACAAUCAACGUAUGAUCAACUGCGCCCUCGGGCAGACGCUUGUGGUCACCAUCGAACUGGAGGGCGAGCCGGUGCCACAUGUGACAUGGCAUCUGAAUCACCAGGAGCUCUACGAAGACGACGAGGCACAGCUAAAAGGCAGGCUGUUGGACUAUAGCAUCAGCCGACUUGGAGAGAAUGCCUUCGAGCUCUGUGUGGAUCGCAUUAAGGCGCAUCACGCCGGGCAACUGGAGUGCCGCGCCUCCAACGUAUACGAGACGCAAAGUGUCGUCUGGCAGCUAAACGUCCUGGCGGCCGCCCGCUUCCGACAUUAUGACUUGAGUGCCUCAGGCAGCAGGGAGUUUACUGUGUUACGCGGCGACUCGUGGAGCAUUCGCCUACCUCUCGAGCUUCCUACCGCCAUGAUUGGUUUGGGCCGCAACUGGAUCACCUCUGUCUGGCUGGAAAGGCUGACGGAUUCUGAGACUGCAGCUGGCCGGCGAUUACGGCGGUGCCUCGACCGGCCGGCACUCGUGCCGCGCGCCCAUCUCGAGGUGGUGGGUGGCGGACGCUGGGUUAAAAUGGAGCUGGAUGCAGUCAGUCUGGCUGACCAGGGCUCCUACAGACUGUGGGUGGAGAACCAGGCCGGCCAGGAUUGUAUAGACCUGGAACUGCGGAUUGAGGAUAGACCGCAGGUUCGACUCCCGCCACCCACCGUCGUGCCGCAUGGCCCGGGCACUUUAGAGGUCCGUUGGUCGGCAGCGAGCAGGCACCACCUGUUACCUGACAGCUCCGACCUGCUGCAGAACAUCCCCUUCACGGGUUACAGGGUCGAGUACCGCCGCGAGCCCACAGCAGGAGCGAAACGAGCCGCGGGUGAUGAGCUGGACGAUGAGGCCAGCUGGCAGCUGCUCGGCACCACCUCUGUGGACGCAACCAGCAUUCCCGUUGGAAGCCUCAUGCAGCCGGACGUCGACUACCGCUUCCGCGUUCGCCUCGAGAACUGGCACGGCCUUGGCCCCGCCAGCUGGCCUAGCGAACCGGCUCGUCUUCUAACGCCGGGCCAACUGGAAACCGUGGAACCGGGGGCUUGGCUACGGCGUCUCUCAAACGAAGCCUUUGAUUCACGAUACACAAUCCAAGAAGAGCUUGCAAGCACGGAGAAUGCUCGAUUGCUGCGCGUUCGCGAGAAGGCCACUGGCCGCCUCUGGCUCUCGAAGGUGGUUGAGAUGGACCAGGCCGACCGAUUUCUUGGCCCGAGGACAACCAAUGCGCUGGCGCAUCGCCUCCUUCAGGGACCACGGAUGUCACCCGAGGAUGCUGAAAUGGAGCACGCGAUGUUCGGCACUUCUGUCACCACUAGCGGCCAACACCUCUCUCACCGAAUCAGUGAACAGAACUCACGGUGGUUUGAGGAGUCGGAAAAGCGCAGGCAGCGUGUCGAGCGAGAAUUACUCCUGCUUGCCAGCUUAGAGCAUCAGAGCCUGUCCAAACUACAUGAAGCCUACGCCGAGGCGAAACGCAUUAUAUGGAUUUUAGAAGAAGGCUCUGGAGCCUCCUUUUCUGAUAAUCCAAAUCGCCCACAAACGAGCCAAAUUUGGCUUUGA